AUGGUGCAAAUAUCAAUGAAAAAAAAUAAAAAGAAAGAAACUGCUCUUUAUCAUGCAGUGCGUAAUAAUAGUAAAGAAAUAGCUGAACUUCAUAUUUCACAUGGUGCAAAUAUCAACGAUGAAUUUAUAUUUGGAUACACGGCUCUUCAUAAAGCCGCAAUUAAUAAUAAUAGUAAAGAAACAGCCGAACUUCUUAAUUCACAUGGUGCAAAUUUCAAUGAAAAAUAUAAAAAUUGA
This is a messenger RNA of Trichomonas vaginalis G3, 237 nucleotides long. RefSeq names its product Ankyrin repeat family. NCBI's taxonomy places the organism in Eukaryota, Parabasalia, Trichomonadida, Trichomonadidae. The record is from RefSeq and is a predicted model, not a curated record. Gene Ontology annotation, molecular function: protein binding. Bases 1 to 237 code for a protein of 78 amino acids. The transcript has a single exon.